This is a messenger RNA of Andrographis paniculata, 1503 nucleotides long. RefSeq names its product 26S proteasome regulatory subunit 8 homolog A. Bases 96 to 1337 code for a protein of 413 amino acids. Gene Ontology annotation, biological process: proteasome-mediated ubiquitin-dependent protein catabolic process. Gene Ontology annotation, molecular function: ATP hydrolysis activity; proteasome-activating activity; ATP binding. NCBI's taxonomy places the organism in Eukaryota, Viridiplantae, Streptophyta, Magnoliopsida, Lamiales, Acanthaceae. Gene Ontology annotation, cellular component: proteasome regulatory particle, base subcomplex. The transcript has 9 exons. The record is from RefSeq and is a predicted model, not a curated record.
UGACGCGAGAGAGAUCUCUCGGCGUCGGAGGUGACUUGAGGAAGACGGAAAGUUAGUUAAUUAUUCGAUCUACGCAGAUACGGGACGAUCGGAUUAUGGCGACGGCGGCGGUGAAGGCUCGGAAAGUGGAGGAUUCUAGGCAGUGCCAAGGCGGAGGCGGUGGGGAAGGGCUGCGGCAGUAUUAUCAGCAACGGAUUCAGGAUAUGCAGCUGCUAGUUCGUCAGCAAGAACACGAUCUCCAUCGGCUCGAAGCGCAGCGCAACGACCUCAAUGGGCGAGUGAGAUCAUUGAAGGAAGAGUUGCAGUUACUUCAGGAACCCGGAUCUUAUGUUGGUGAAGUUGUCAAAGUUAUGGGGAAAUCCAAGGUUCUGGUGAAGGUACAUCCAGAGGGGAAGUAUGUUGUUGACAUUGACAAAAGCAUUGACAUAACCAAGAUUACACCUUCAGCGAGAGUUGCUUUGCGUAAUGAUAGCUACGUGCUUCACCUGAUUCUUCCUAGUAAAGUUGAUCCGUUGGUGAAUCUUAUGAAAGUAGAAAAGGUUCCAGAUUCAACCUACGACAUGAUUGGUGGUCUUGAUCAGCAAAUUAAAGAGAUAAAGGAGGUGAUUGAACUUCCCAUCAAACAUCCAGAAUUGUUCGAGAGUCUUGGUAUAGCUCAACCUAAGGGAGUUUUGCUAUAUGGGCCACCCGGCACUGGUAAGACACUGCUUGCUCGGGCAGUGGCUCACCAUACAGAAUGCACUUUCAUCCGAGUCUCGGGGUCUGAAUUAGUUCAGAAAUACAUUGGAGAAGGCUCUAGAAUGGUUCGAGAACUGUUUGUGAUGGCCAGAGAGCAUGCUCCAUCGAUCAUCUUCAUGGAUGAAAUUGAUAGCAUUGGAUCCGCUCGUAUGGAAUCUGGCAGUGGAAAUGGAGAUAGUGAAGUUCAGCGAACUAUGCUCGAGCUUCUCAAUCAACUAGACGGCUUCGAGGCCUCGAAUAAGAUAAAAGUAUUAAUGGCUACCAAUCGGAUCGACAUUCUGGACCAAGCGCUGCUUAGACCAGGAAGAAUUGAUCGAAAAAUCGAGUUCCCAAAUCCUAAUGAAGAGUCUCGGUUCGAUAUCUUGAAGAUCCACUCAAGGAAAAUGAAUUUGAUGAGAGGGAUCGAUCUGAAGAAGAUUGCUGAGAAAAUGAAUGGAGCAUCCGGAGCAGAAAUGAAGGCUGUUUGCACCGAAGCCGGUAUGUUCGCCUUGAGGGAAAGACGGGUUCAUGUGACACAGGAGGACUUCGAGAUGGCUGUCGCCAAAGUCAUGAAAAAAGAAAACGACAAAAACAUGUCAUUGAGGAAGCUUUGGAAGUAAAUAUCCUUUGUGCAAUUGUUGAAUCGAGCUCUGCAUUUUUCCGUAGAUUUUUUAAAGUCGAAGGAUAUUUUCAGAUAAACAUAAAAUAUUCCCAUUUUUUUUUAUAGCUCUCUAUGGUUUCCAUUGCUUGCUCCUUCUUAAUAAGAAGCUUCUUCAGCUGUUUGGU